Messenger RNA from Homarus americanus (American lobster), 2018 nucleotides. RefSeq lists its product as uncharacterized. Lineage: Eukaryota; Metazoa; Arthropoda; Malacostraca; Decapoda; Nephropidae. The transcript is spliced from 5 exons. The record is from RefSeq and is a predicted model, not a curated record. Bases 226 to 1863 code for a protein of 545 amino acids.
GAUAAGUAUAAGUGAGGCCCAGGUGAACGAACACUGGAAGAGGAAAAGUUUGUGUUUAUAUUGAAGGUGUGAGGAGAAUGUUCGUGUUCACCUCACUGUGUGUCGCUGUUAACCCUUUGAGUGGCAGUGGUUACUCUCAGCUGAAUAAAAUCUUCUGGCGUCAACCAGAAUAUAAUACCUAAGUGCGACACUGCCCUCCAAACGGUUAACCCCUGCUCGAGGAAGAUGGUCUUUGUGCUACAAACAAAUCUUACACAAAAGUGUUGUAAUAAAACAAGUGUUACAGCGUCAGUAAUAAUUUUCGUUUUGUUGGUGAGCGUUUACCAAGAGGAUAAUGUAAAGGAGAGUGACAAACAUGGUGACAUAUAUAGUGAGGAGGCUGGUGAGCAAAGGAGAGGACCACUUGUUUACCGUGGCGAAACAGGCCAGACAGGUGUGUCAGUAAACAGGUGUCGCUCCCUCUUCACCAUCACUGGGGUGCCAAAUGAAAAAACACUUUUCGCUGCUCACCUGCUACAAUAUUCUGCAGACAACAGCAGCUUGUUGAGCGACAGAUGGACGCCGCUACACCAACGGGGGGACCAACACCUGUCAGCGGCUGUCAAAGAGGUGAAACACCUGCUGCAGAAGAGGUCGUCGUCGUCAGGAGCUUCUACCGAGGAUUAUCGUAGUCUGGCGGCGCUGCUUCCUACACUCUUAACCUUCCAACACCACACUAACAAGAGUCAAGAGGAUGAUCACAGGAAGGAAGGUCAAACACCCAUCCUCCACCUCAACAGUAGGAUUGAUGUCAACGGCGGAGUGUUGCCCUACGUGCCCUGUGCCAUAGUGCCCUUUGACCACCCACCCUCCGUCACCGCCUGCUUCGCCCACAGACUCAAGAACAACAAUUCCUUCUGGAUCGCUUUUCUGGGCGACUCAAAAAUUAGGGCAUUGUUCUAUGAGUAUCUUCAGCGAACCGACAGUGAAUAUCGGUACCUCAUCCACCUUCUGAACACAACCAUGAGCUACGAGGAGAUGAGGAGGACCACCUUUAAGCUACACACCGACAUGGAGGCCGCCACACCUGUACACCCGCGCCUCCGUGUCUCCUUCAGUUUCAGGACGUUCAUGGAGGUAACGCCGUCCAAGGUUCAAGAGACCAAGGAACUGAGACAACUAAGUCGGUGGGCCAGGGGGGAGGACCCGCUCCCUCACAUCCUUAUAAUAGGCUACACGUCGUGGAUGAUACUACAUAUGAGUUACACCUCCGACGUGAUGGAGGUCGUGAGAGAGAUGCAUCAACAGGUCGUCCCUCUCCUACACCAGAUCGCUCAGAGGACACGGGUGUUGGUGGUGUCUCAGGGUCGCUACAGGGAGCACAGUCUUACUGGAACACUCUACAACAAGGCGUCACUCUUAGGGGAUGCCACCUUCGAUUGGAGCGAGAUGCUGUUCCAAUAUUAUCUCCGUCAGUAUAAAGACCACCACCUUUCUCCUGACACGCCCCACGUCUCCUACUCCUUUACAACACCCAUUACUGGGUCUUUACAACAACACUUCCCCGUCCCCCAGGGUCCUACGACCAACACUGUGAGACCAAAAACAACCAGGACCAACAGAGACCAUUUGGACCCCAGAGUGACAGGUGGUGGAGUAUGGUGGUGGGACACUGGUGUGCCGCUCAAUCUGGCGGGGAUCAGUGAGUGUGAAGAACUGUACCGUCGAGGGCUGGUGGACAGCUCCGUGUACACCAGUGAACACCUUGGGUGUACAGACAACCAUCACGUAGGAGAGGACGUGCUGUCUGACCAAAUAACCAUGCUGCUUAACCUUAUGUGUAACUCGAUCAUGCAGCAACAUACAAAUGUUUGUUGUCACUGAAGAGGUAUUCGAUCUAGGUCAUAGCCUCAAGCUGCACUGCCUGCCACCGUUAAUGAUUCACAUUGACCCAGAUAAGGAGCAACAAAUGUUAUCACUAUUCUAAUGAAAACGAUUUACUUUCAUACAACUAAAAAAAUGUAUUGUAAAAACUUAGG